AAGAAAAAAAAAAUCAAGUGCCAAGUGUUAAGAGUGCUAAACGAAGUUCUUAAAAUAAAAAGAAGAGAAAUUUCAUAACCAAAUAAAACAAAUAAUUAGCCAAACGCUAGUCAAGCCAAGAUAAACGUGAAACUCAAACCAAGCAAAUUUGCCGUCGGAUUUUCUUAUUGAAACGCUGAAAAAAAAAACUUGUUGAGCGCGAUAGAGGGCCACGCCCCCCCAAAAAAAAACAAAAUAAAAUAAGUUAAAAAACCAAAAAAAAAAAAGGGAAAAAACAAACCCAAUAUAGAAUAUAUUUUUGCGCCUGCCACGUUGCCCGUAAAAGACGUCAAGACGGUUGCCUCACGGUUCGAGUGGAAUGAGCAUAGGGACCCUGGUCUUCCUUUCGAUCGAUCGGUGUACAAAGUCGUUAAACUGAGCCCCAACUUGGAGCCCUACCCCGCCAGCGUGGAGGGCCUGAACAGCCCCAGAGCGGUGGGGAUGGCCGCGACCUCGUACAUGACACCGCCGAGCGGUGAUCUGGACAUGGCCCUCGGUGGCGGUGGCUAUCACACCUCGUCGCCGCGUUCCGCCGCAGAUGCCGGUGAGAUGAAGUAUAUGCAACAUCAUCAUCAUCAUCAUGCCGCCGCCGCAGCAGCUGCCCAUCAUCAGUUGCCCUCGUCGCCAUCGCCAAAUGGUCAGGGUAAUGGCACCGGUCUCGGAUUGGGUCCCGGUUCAGGAUUGGGCUCAUGGAGUGCCCUACAUCCGGAUCCAUGGUCACUGCAAAGCCAUCAUACUCACCAUCAUCCCGCCGCCGCUGCCGUUGCUGCGGAUACUGUGAAGCAAGAGAUGUCACAUCUCUCCCAGCAAACGCGCAUCCAACAGGGCAUGGCCUCGCCCCAUGCUGCCUGGCAUGCUCCACACGCCGGACACUAUGCGUCAACGGGCGGUUCACCGUUGCAGUACCAUCAUGCCAUGAACGGGAUGCUGCAUCAUCCGGCACAUGCGGCUGCAGCGGCCCAUCAUCAGAGUGUGGCUCCACUGCAUCAUGCAUUGCGCGGCGAGUCGCCACAGUUGCACAUACACCAUCAUAUGGGCGGUGGCGAUCGGGAUGCUAUCAGCGGCGGAGAGGAGGACACCCCCACAUCCGAUGAUCUGGAGGCCUUUGCCAAGCAGUUUAAGCAGCGAAGGAUCAAGUUGGGCUUCACCCAGGCCGAUGUGGGCCUGGCAUUGGGCACCCUCUACGGCAACGUAUUCUCUCAGACAACCAUUUGCCGAUUCGAGGCCCUGCAAUUGAGCUUCAAGAACAUGUGCAAGCUGAAGCCACUGUUGCAGAAAUGGCUGGAGGAGGCGGAUUCCACAACGGGCUCACCGACGUCCAUUGACAAGAUUGCCGCCCAGGGGCGUAAGCGCAAGAAACGCACCAGCAUCGAGGUGAGCGUUAAGGGGGCACUGGAACAGCAUUUCCACAAGCAGCCGAAGCCAUCGGCCCAGGAGAUCACCUCGCUGGCCGACUCCUUGCAACUGGAGAAGGAAGUGGUGCGCGUUUGGUUCUGCAAUCGGCGGCAAAAGGAGAAGCGAAUGACGCCGCCAAAUACGUUGGGCGGUGAUAUGAUGGACGGCAUGCCGCCGGGUCAUAUGCAUCAUGGUGGCUAUCAUCCGCAUCACGAUAUGCAUGGCAGUCCAAUGGGCACCCAUUCCCACUCCCAUAGUCCGCCCAUGCUGAGCCCACAGAAUAUGCAAUCCUCGGCAGUAGCGGCGCAUCAGUUGGCGGCCCACUAGCAAUCAGAAAUCCAGGAGUCGAACUCAGCUGCAGCUGCGUCCACUCCUGCAUCCCUUAAUAGUCUAAGCCAGCAACAGCAACAGCAACAGCAGCAGCAGCAACAACAGCAGCAGCAGCAGCAACAACACCAGCAACAGCAGCAGCAACAGCAACAUCAACAGCAGCAACAUACACCGAAUACACCAUCUUCCAGUGCGGGUUCAUCGGCAACGAUGACCAGCCAGGUGAUGUCGCCACAAAGUCCGCUGGGCAGCUCCUCUGCUGGCAAUCAGGCUAAUAACAACAAUAAUAACAACAACAAUAGCAGCACCAACAACAAUAAUAACAACAACAAUAACGAGGAGCAAGUUAAACACCACCAGCAACAACAACAACAACAGCAACAACAGCAGGCAUCCAGCAUAGCAGCCGCUGCAGCAGCCGCCAUGUACAUGGAUCCAAUGCGCUAUCAACAUCCACACCACCCGCAUCCACAUCCGCACCAGCAUCCGCACCUAAAUCCCGCCCACCAUCCGCACCUGUUCCAUACCAGCGAUCAGUUGCAACAUUCCCAGCAACAGACCGUCGGCGGCGGUACCAGUAGCAAUUCCCAAUUGUCACCCGGCGCCGGUAGUAAUAGUGGUUUACCGCUUCAGCCGCCCAGUUCUGCCUCGCCCGCUGGUUCCACAUCCUCCGUACUCGGUGGCCAUCUCAACUUGAAUCCGCUGCACCAGCACCAUCACUAUCAGCAUCAUCAUCACCAGCAGCACCAUCACCACCAGCAGCAGCAACAGCAGUUGCACGCCCGCCGUCUCUUCGAGCUGAGUUUGCAAUUUGGAGCGGCGGCGGCACCGGGAGCGGUACGACACUUCAAUAGCUUCGGUGGGGCGGGCGGAGCGGGCGGUGAAUAGCAUUCGUCGGCCGCCUGGUUCGGCUAUGAGUCCUCCUAGGAUUCGGUGUCGAACGGGUGGCCGCAAUUCAAGCGGGAGCAGCCCUAGAACAGUCGUACAGUCGAACUUCUCUAACGUGAAUUUUAUUUAAAGUUUAACUAAUUCUGAGAAUUUUUGAAUAUUUCGUAAGUCGAAAAUGAUAAUUUUUGGAUGUUUUUAAUAACUUAAAAAAAAUCAAUUUUCUAAAGAAAACUAAAUUCCUGUUAGACAAGCUCGACUGUAGGUAGAACUAUGAGAAAAUAGAAAUAAGAUGAGGUCCGAUGAUGAGGUUGAGAGAUCAUCUUUUUUACCAGUGCAUUAAUCUGUGUUAAACUUCAGCUUAGAGAGGGGGAGCAGGGAAGAGAUGGGAGGGGAGAGGAGGCUGCCAUCCACCAGUUUAGUUUGUUUUGAAAGUUUGAAAAACUUGCUUAAAUUAAAUCAAAUUAACUAAAUUAAAUGUAAAACGAUAAACAAAUUUCCUUUGUAUAAAGCGAAAGAAACACGCAAUUCAAAUCAAACGUGAAACCAAGUGAUGUUGUUUUUAACCUAAAAACUAAAUGCUAAAAAUUAAACUAAAAAAUGAAAACAUAUAUAAACUAAAC
Drosophila eugracilis is the source of this 3272-nucleotide messenger RNA. It is a transcript of the gene vvl, whose product is annotated as POU domain protein CF1A. The transcript has a single exon. Gene Ontology annotation, molecular function: DNA-binding transcription factor activity, RNA polymerase II-specific; RNA polymerase II cis-regulatory region sequence-specific DNA binding. Gene Ontology annotation, biological process: regulation of transcription by RNA polymerase II; brain development. Gene Ontology annotation, cellular component: nucleus. NCBI's taxonomy places the organism in Eukaryota, Metazoa, Arthropoda, Insecta, Diptera, Drosophilidae. The record is from RefSeq and is a predicted model, not a curated record. Bases 481 to 1761 code for a protein of 426 amino acids.